AGGGUCAGCCUCGGAGGCACUGGGCGGCAGUCCGAACAGCGGCAGCGAAGCUCCCAAGAGCAACGUGGUGGUGGCGGCGGGAGCAGCUCGCAAGGCACCCUGGCCUGCAGCGCCAGUGACCAGAUGCGCCGAUACCGCACCGCCUUCACCAGGGAGCAGAUUGCACGGCUAGAGAAGGAAUUCUACAGGGAGAACUACGUGUCCAGGCCGCGGAGAUGCGAGCUGGCGGCCGCCCUAAACCUGCCCGAAACCACCAUCAAGGUGUGGUUCCAGAACCGGCGCAUGAAGGACAAGCGGCAGCGGCUGGCCAUGACGUGGCCGCAUCCAGCGGACCCUGCCUUCUACACGUACAUGAUGAGCCACGCGGCAGCCGCGGGCGGCCUGCCCUACCCCUUCCCAUCGCACCUGCCCCUGCCCUACUACUCGCCAGUGGGCCUGGGCGCCGCGUCCGCAGCCUCGGCCGCCGCCUCGCCCUUCAGUGGCCCGCUGCGUCCGCUCGACACGUUCCGCGUGCUCUCGCAGCCCUACCCGCGGCCCGAACUGCUGUGCGCCUUCCGUCACCCGCCGCUGUACCCCGGCCCCGCUCACGGACUGGGCGCCUCGGCCGGCGGCCCCUGCUCCUGCCUUGCCUGCCACAGCGGCCCGGCCAAUGGGUUGGCGCCCCGGGCCGCCGCCGCCGCCUCGGACUUCACUUGUGCCUCCACCUCCCGCUCGGACUCCUUCCUCACCUUCGCGCCCUCGGUGCUCAGCAAGGCCUCCUCUGUCGCAUUGGACCAGAGGGAGGAGGUGCCUCUCACCAGAUAAGGGGCCGCCCGCGGGCUGCCAGCUCCAGGACGGCUCGGGACUCAGCCUUGUAUCUCCCGCCCCCCAAGACACCGAAGGGGAGAAGAGAGGGCCGCAAAGGACCAACGGGA
Messenger RNA from Castor canadensis (American beaver), 914 nucleotides. The record is from RefSeq and is a predicted model, not a curated record. NCBI's taxonomy places the organism in Eukaryota, Metazoa, Chordata, Mammalia, Rodentia, Castoridae.